AUGGCAGACUCGGAGAGUCUGGCUCCAAGGCCCAAGCGCCAGCGGUACACCACGACAGUUUUUGACGCCGAAGAGAUGGAAGAAAUGAUCUUGGAUGUGUUAGAAAAGUCUAGAGAGGGUAUCGACACGAGGCUUGCCAAGUACAACGACUCGAUCCUGCAGGCUCAAGCCAAGAAGAGGCAGCGAUUCAUCGACUACUGUGAAUCUCAGAUCGGCGGUCUCCCGGAACGCCACAGGUCAUCACUCGCCACGAGACUGCUCUCCAGUGAAGAUUUCUCUGUGAAAAUGAACUUCUCUGAACUGCAUACCUCGAGCGCGAAGUCCCACUUGACCUGGAGCUGUGGGGAUGCUUCACUAUCCGACCCCUCGUGGAGAAAAUUACUUGAACAGUUUGCGAAAGGUGCUGCUGAAGCUCCGCCACCAUCGACAGGAGAGCUCGCACGGAGUUCGCUAGCAACGCGCAAAGGCCCGUCUCUGCCCGCCCGAAUCUCACUCCCAACAGGGAGGCCAGCUAGACCUUCGACAUCCACAGCGCUAGCUGAGGACGAUGAAGACCCGUUCGCGAUGCCGGAAGACCAGGAUCCCCUCUCUUUCCCAGGCGUGACGAUCUCGAAGACAAGAGUUACAACCAAUACACGGCGCCAGGUCGCUCCGCCCGGCCGUGAAGCCCAGCCAAGAAAAGGACCACCGGGGUCGUUUGGCGGAGGCGUGCCAUCCAAAGGCCGCGGCCCGAGGUGGACCCAACAAGAGAUGGAGAAGCUCAGAUCUCUGUGCUUCGGACAGCCCGACGCCCGGAGGACACCACAGUCCGCCUUUUGGAAGAGCGUAGAGGCACAGAUGCCGGGGCGGAGCAGACUGGCAUGUCGAUCGAAGUGGACGACGAUGCCUCAAGCCAGACGCAAGCAAGAGUCUAGGAAUAAGGAUGGGUACGCUGUCAGGCCGAAACGAAGACCUUGGUCACGAGAGGAGUUGGAGCUGUUGGAGCAGGCUCGCCCGCGGCCUGGAGAGUCGGUCAACUGGGCCCGCGCCCGGGCGUUGCUUCCGGAUCGUACGUCUAGCUCUAUCGGCAGAAUGCUCACCCGGGGCAGUCGCAGAUUCCGAGCCCGCCAGACGCGGAAUGGGGCUCAGCCCCGAGGAGGGCCACCUACUGCGGCUGAAGAGGUCAGCCAAGAGUCGGCGGGGGGAGAUAGAGCGCGAUGA
Molecule: messenger RNA, 1200 nt
Organism: Diaporthe batatas
Lineage: Eukaryota; Fungi; Ascomycota; Sordariomycetes; Diaporthales; Diaporthaceae
Exons: 2
Coding region: 1-1200 (399 amino acids)
Source: RefSeq, a predicted model, not a curated record